AUGAACUCUCUAAGGGUCUUUUUUGCUCUAAGCGGCGCAUGCGCCGCUGCUACUACGUCGCACAUCCACGGGCCAUCAUCACCACAAUGUGCCAACCUACCGCCGCACUUUGCAGCACAGAUGCAGACCCCACUCCGGUCCCAGCAAUGUCUACAUGGAGAUACCGACGCCAAACCGCCACCCGUCAUACCGUCAUUUCAACACCCGAUAUGGUCUCACGAACCGAUGUGCGUCACAGGGAAAGAGAAGGUUUACUGCACACACACAACGUCAGACUCGGGUAGCGGCCAUGGUCUGAGCAUCAUCGCGACACCAUCUGCUGCGGGGAAAUUAUCAGCAAAGUUUAGCAAGCAGAAGAAGAGAGUCAAGUAUUCCGAAGAUGGCCUCCAAGUACGGUCUAUCCCGGGCAAAGGCAAAGGUCUCUUUACGACAAAAGUCAUCAAGAAGGGGGAGACGAUUCUGCUUGAUCCAGCACGUAUAAUUGCCAGUUCUCACUUUCCAGCGCGCGUAUCGCACGCCCAAGGCCGGAGUUUAUUCAACUCGGCGCUCGAUAGACUUCCGGAAAAAGAUCACAAGAUGGUUGCGGCAUUAGAUCAGAGUCUGGGUGGAAGUCCAAUCGAGGACGUUAUGAAGACCAACUCUUUUGCUUGCCGGCUAGACGAUGGCAACGUGGACAAAGCCUACAUUUGUCUCUUCCCAUCCGUCUCCCGCAUCAACCACGCUUGCCAGCCGAAUGCCCUCGCACGCUUCGUCUCAAAGACACUAUCGAUGCAAGUCAAGGCGAAGCAAGACAUUGCCGCAGGAGAAGAAAUAAACAUCUCGUACGGAAGGGUAGACUUGACGCGCGAAGAACGACAGGAACUGUACAAGGAUGGAUGGAACUUUGAGUGUACAUGCUCGCUCUGUACGGCGCCGCACGGCGAAACAAAGGCAAGCGACGAUCGGCGCGUAAAGUUUGCAAGGCUCAAGCAGAAGCUUCAGAAUCUGACAGCGGAGACUUACGACGCGAAACAAGUAGUGGAAUGGGAGAAGGAAGUCAUGGCGAUUGCGCAGUCCGAAGGCUUGGAGGUGUUGCUGGCCGAGGAUUACGAGAGACUGGCAUAUGUGUAUGCAGGCCAUGGAAUGGCUAGCGAGGCACGGCGUUGGGCGGAGAUGGCCAAGCAGAACUUGCUCGAUUGGGCGGUUGAGGACAGUCGUCGAGAUGACAAUGUCAGGAGAUUGGAUGAAACGCUCGCAGAGUUGGGUUGA
Messenger RNA from Bipolaris zeicola 26-R-13, 1248 nucleotides. RefSeq lists its product as uncharacterized. Lineage: Eukaryota; Fungi; Ascomycota; Dothideomycetes; Pleosporales; Pleosporaceae. The transcript has a single exon. Bases 1 to 1248 code for a protein of 415 amino acids. The record is from RefSeq and is a predicted model, not a curated record. Gene Ontology annotation, molecular function: protein binding.